This is a messenger RNA of Neurospora crassa OR74A, 1697 nucleotides long. Its product is annotated as nucleolar RNAse III. NCBI's taxonomy places the organism in Eukaryota, Fungi, Ascomycota, Sordariomycetes, Sordariales, Sordariaceae. Gene Ontology annotation, molecular function: double-stranded RNA binding; ribonuclease III activity. Gene Ontology annotation, biological process: primary miRNA processing; rRNA processing; regulation of gene expression. The record is from RefSeq and is a predicted model, not a curated record. The transcript is spliced from 2 exons. The coding region runs from base 60 to 1118 and encodes 352 amino acids. Gene Ontology annotation, cellular component: nucleus.
GCCGCAUCAACGCGCGAUCUGAGGCAUUCGGAUUGCUUGUAGGAAAGUACAAUCUUGCCAUGCCGAAACACGGACCCACCCCGGAGGAGGUAUCAGAACCGCCCUCCAAGCGUGCGAAGUCAGACUCUGCACCAUCCGCAUCACAAGGCGCUACAUUGGAGUCCGCAACCUCCGUCCAAAUUCCUUCUUUGCAUGCCAAUACCAAAUGGACACUCGCUACCAUCCAGAGAAUGCGGCCACCGCUCCCCGACAUUCUGGACCCGGCACUCAAAAAGGCGGCGCUCACACACCCUGGUAAAGCUAACAACGACCCUGUUGCAAGUUAUGAGAGGCUGGAGUGGAUUGGCGACGCUUAUCUUGAGCUCAUCGCCUCCUCCUUCAUAUAUCAAACUUUCCCGACCUUGCCGGCUGGCAAAAGCGCACAACGUCGCGAGAUGCUUAUCCGCAACACCACACUAGGCGAAUUCUCGGUCUAUUACGGCUUGGACAAGAUGGCCGAUAUCCCGGAAGAAUUCAACAUGGAGGGCAGAGUGGGCGGUACAAACGCAAGUCAAAAAGUCAGAAUUAAGAUUCUCGGAGACCUUUUCGAAGCCUAUGUAGGAGGCGUGAUUCUUUCUGAUCCUGCCAAUGGGAUUCAGCGUGCUUCAGACUGGCUCAAGGCCCUAUGGGGCCCUCUCAUGGCGGAGUACAUCCGCGAGGAAGAGAAGAAGGCCAGGAAGCCGGAGCAAAAGCAAUCCGCAAGUGGCCAGACACUCGACCCAAAGACAGUACUCGAAGCUACCAUUGGAGCCAGGGGUGUCAAGAUCGAGUAUAAAGAUCUCCCUUCCAAAAACCUGAAGGACAGGGGAACCAAGCUGCCUCUUUUCGCUAUUGGCUGUUUUAUGACAGGCUGGGGGGAGACCAACCUGCAACUUGGGCACGGAAGUGCUUUGAGCAAGAAGGAAGCUGGUCAGAAAGCAGCUCAAAUGGCCUUGGAUAACAAGAAGCUGCUCAAGAAGUUUGCGGACAAGAAGGCGGAGAUGAAGGCCGCGCGGGAAGCCCAGCUGCAGCAGGCAGGAGUGACGUUCCCCUUGAAGGAUCAGCCUUCGGCACAGGAAACCACUGGCGGCGUGCUGUAGCGACCAAGUACUGUUCGGUCUCAUAUGCCCCUGAUCUUUAAUACUUCGACACACCAACCAUCACAUGCCCGUAGUCUCGUGGUUUACCUCGGGCGUCGGCCAUGAGAAGGACGCAUAGCAGAUGAAUUAGGCCAUUCAUUACUACGGGUAAACGACCCGGGUUCAAGGGAGGACCAGGGACCGUUUCGUUUGCACAUACGAAGAGAAACCACAACGAACAAGCUGUGGCCAAAGUCGAUGAUGAACCAUCUUGUUCAUCCACAGGUCUCACAAACCACUAUGCUUUGACAACCCCGACUCCAAGGACAAAGAAAGACAUAGAAGAUGGGGACCUCAAGUUUCUGUACGGUAAUCAUGAAGCGCUCGACCAAUCAUUAACAUCUUCUCGGUGCACCCCAAGUGCGCUUACUGCGGCCAAGCUAUCAAGCCGGCUCCGUCCAGGGGAGACCCGAUCCCACCUUGCCCACUCCGGGGUGCGCCGAAAAGAUGGGGAAGUGGAGAUCCGAUCAGGCCUUAACGAGUCGCGUGCCGAGGCAUCCCAAAUAGCGGAGAGCUGUACCACCUGCCCAUGAAACAUCG